Molecule: messenger RNA, 819 nt
Organism: Nycticebus coucang (slow loris)
Lineage: Eukaryota; Metazoa; Chordata; Mammalia; Primates; Lorisidae
Gene: OOSP1
Product: oocyte secreted protein 1
Exons: 6
Coding region: 192-776 (194 amino acids)
Source: RefSeq, a predicted model, not a curated record
CAGGAAUUUCGGAGGCCUGGAGAUGUCACAGAUUUGCUAACAGCACUUUAUAUGCACCCCUGAUCAUGGACCUGCAGUGAUCAAGAGCAUGUCAAGAUUCAGCAGCUCUUCAAGUACAAUGUACCCAUGUAUGGAUCUGUGUCAGGAUUAAACCUACAAUAUUUUACGAUAUUUAUGCAGAGACUUUUGAAAUGUUUUUGGGAGAUGACUGCCCAGUAACUGAUGUUGACCCAGAUGGGUACUAUGAGUUUUUCUACCAUCCUAGUGAAUGCGGUAUUAUAACUCACGCUUUCCAGAAUUUUCUUCUGUUUAGAACUAAAAUCUUGUACUUUCCAAGCGAUGGCACCAUGGAAACUGAAAUGCCUGUGAGGUGUGUCACGCGUAGACACGGUGUCCAAUUAUGUUACCCCACAGGACGGUGUCAAAACUGUCCUGGAGACCAUGGGCAAUCAGCUGCAGUAGAUUCUUCUAUGCCAGUAGAUUCCUCUACGUCAGUGGAUUACUCUAUGCUAAAUUCCAGGCAGCAACCUUAUUCAAAUGAAGUUCAUGGGAGACAUAAUGAAACUGGCAGUGUAACCCAACAGGAAUCAAGGGGCAGAAUUCACACUGAGAAAGAAGACAUGGAAGUUGCUUCUGCAACGCAAUCUGGCAAGAAUGUGAAUGUUAAUUUCCCCUGUGUGUCAAAUGAUGGACUUCACUGCAAGAGAAGAAACUGGGUUGUUUGCCUCAUUAUUGAGAAGGAAUUUGGAAUGUCUACCAUGUUUGCACAGGACUGAGGAUGUAUAAUGUGCUCCUUUGUAGAAAUCCAAGGAGCAGGAA